Molecule: messenger RNA, 679 nt
Organism: Rhincodon typus (whale shark)
Lineage: Eukaryota; Metazoa; Chordata; Chondrichthyes; Orectolobiformes; Rhincodontidae
Product: integrin alpha-1-like
Exons: 6
Coding region: 35-577 (180 amino acids)
Biological process (GO): cell-matrix adhesion; cell-cell adhesion; cell adhesion mediated by integrin
Cellular component (GO): external side of plasma membrane; integrin complex
Molecular function (GO): integrin binding
Source: RefSeq, a predicted model, not a curated record
CAAUGACGGGGUCUUUCCAAUUGCGCUCCUUAGGAUGACUAUAAUGUUCCCAUACAUCUCUCCUGAGAACAAUACCCUUCUAUAUUUGACAGGAAUUACAUUUUCUUCUAACAAUACAGUCAGUUGCCAUGACUCUCAAUUCAUGGAUCCCCUGAAGAUACUUGAUAAAAACCCUCACGAGCCAUCUCCAGUAGAAGAAAAUCUCAUCAACUCAAUCGGGAUAUGUGAAAAUAAUGCAGGAUGUGCUGAUUUCUCCUGUGCUAUAUAUCCAUCAAGUCUAGUCGAAUUUAAUAUGUUAUUAAGAAUAUGGAAGCCUUCUUUUAUUAAAGCAAAAUUUAAUUCAAUAGGCCUAAAUAUAACUGCUACACUCACAAUUGAAGAAUCGCCACUGGUGGUACUGAACAAAACAAUGGAAAGAACAACAGUGACUUUAACUGUAUCAAAAGAUUCUCAUGGAGGUGUCCCAAUCUGGGUGAUUAUACUCAGUGUUCUUGCUGGCCUACUGCUUCUAGCACUUGUAAUAUUUGCACUGUGGAAGGCUGGAUUUUUCAGAAGACCUUUAAAAGAAAAGAUGUGAGAAGUUCACAAACCAGUCUUAGAAGCACAGUAGAAAACAAAGCCUUUAAUAUCACAACAAUCCAUCAAUAUUAUGGAAGACAUAAUAAAAGUUGUAAAAUUA